Molecule: messenger RNA, 882 nt
Organism: Fusarium musae
Lineage: Eukaryota; Fungi; Ascomycota; Sordariomycetes; Hypocreales; Nectriaceae
Exons: 3
Coding region: 1-882 (293 amino acids)
Biological process (GO): catechol-containing compound metabolic process
Molecular function (GO): ferric iron binding; catechol 1,2-dioxygenase activity
Source: RefSeq, a predicted model, not a curated record
AUGUUGCCCUCUGAAGAUGCUCCUCUGACAACCUCUGUCAUCUCCUCCUUCGGGCCCAACAGCUCACCCAGAGCUCGGGAGAUCUUAACUGGGUUGAUCCGAUAUCUCCACGCCUUCUGUCGUGAAGUCAACCUCACCACAGAAGAACUAUACAUUGCCAUUGAGGCUUUGAACAGGUCUGGUCAGAUGAGCAAUGCCGAGCGAAACGAGACUUUGUUGAUCUCCGACUGCCUGGGCGUAGAGGCACUGGUCGAUGCUCGAACACAGAAGAUGCUUGAACAGGAUAACGGAACCAACUCUUGCAUUUUAGGCCCGUUCUACGUCGCUGAUCCUCCUCGAUAUGAGAAUGGAGAUACCAUCAUCCAGAAGUAUCUCGGUGGAGAGGUAACAUACUUCCAUGGUCGAAUAUUGGAUGCUGAUACCAACCAACCCGUGGCAGGUGCUUCUCUGAACGUCUGGGAGUGUGCAGUCAACGGACUGUAUGACCAACAGGAUCCCAACCAGCCAUCUGGAAACAUGCGCGGCAUGUUCACCUCCGAUUCAGAGGGCAAAUAUGCUUUCUACUGUAUCAAGCCAGUUCCUUACCCCGUACCUUACGACGGUCCCGCUGGGGAUAUUCUCAAACUCAUGGAUCGCCAUCCUUACCGAGCUGGUCAUAUCCACUUCAUGGUAACCAGGGCUUGUUACAACCGCCUGAUUACACAGGUGUUUCCUGAAGACGACACUUAUCUCGACUCCGACUCGGUGUACGCUGUUAAAUCAGAUCUUCUUUUGAAGUUCAAGCCUUGUAACUCCGGCUCACUGAAGGGUAUUGGUGGCAAGGAUGUCGAUGUGAAGUGGGAAGUUAACUGGGACUUCAGGAUCAAGCAACAGAAAGAUUAA